Ostrea edulis (European flat oyster) is the source of this 672-nucleotide messenger RNA. RefSeq lists its product as uncharacterized. The record is from RefSeq and is a predicted model, not a curated record. Bases 231 to 569 code for a protein of 112 amino acids. The transcript is spliced from 3 exons. Lineage: Eukaryota; Metazoa; Mollusca; Bivalvia; Ostreida; Ostreidae.
CAACAGACUUGUUCCAGAAAUUCUGUAAAUAGGGCCUAGAAAUCAAUAUUCAACGGGAAGGUUAGAUGCAUGAGCGGAAUAUUACCAUGGUACUCACCCUCUCUAUCCAUUUGUGACAAUAAAUUCUUGUUACCAACAGUAAUUAUUCUUCGGCAUAAUGGGAAAAAAGAGACCAGAUUGAUUUCAAAAUUAGCAUUUGAUACUAAAGGACAUGAGACCAGCAUCUGAAAAUGGCUUGGAUCGCCUUAGUCUUUGGAUUGGUGAUUGCGGUGGGAGUCUGCGUCAUAUGCAUCAGCGUUUUUUUCUGUAUGAAGUGUUCCAGCAAUAUUGGAUUGGAAGAGAGAGCAAACCGGAAUGCCUCGAUAAACACUUCACAAUCAGCAAUAGCUUUCCUAACUUCCACAAGUCACAAAACAUUUUUAUUUGAUGAUUCACAUAUUCCGAUAUCUGCUCCAGUCUCCCGUGAUUCAGAUGACAGCGAUGACAUGUCUGAAAAAGAAGACUCUGGGCACUACAUUAGUGACAACGAAGGGCGCAAUGCACACUCUACAGGAGAUGAUGCAGUUUAAUAACACUUUUCUACCCCAUGCAAUAUUUAGCAAAAUACUAAUGUCCAAUCAGUAGUGUUGAUUUGUAUUCAAUGUUUUCCAUGAAAUACACAAUGUAAUUUAG